AUGGGGCUUCCCAAACUGAAAAUACCUCGCGCAAACGCAGAUCGACCGUUCAAAGAUGAAGUGGACCCAAGACCAUCGGAUGCCGUCCUCAACGACGGGGAUGAUGGUUUGGUAGACACGAAAGUCCCUUUUCUGACCCUUUGGUCCUUUAGCAUGUGUAUAGUCAUCUCAAUGGGUGGGUUUCUGUUCGGUUAUGAUACCGGUCAGAUCUCCGGGUUUCUAGAGAUGGAGGAUUUCCUGCAGCGAUACGGUGAACAGAGGGCAGACGGGACAUAUUACUUCUCGAACGUUCGAUCGGGCCUCAUUGUUGCUCUGCUCUCAAUUGGCACCUUAAUGGGUGCAUUGGUGGCCGCGCCGAUUGCGGAUCGGGUUGGUCGCAAGUGGUGUGUGAGUGGCUGGUGUGUGAUCCUCUGCGCGGGGAUUACGGUCCAGAUCUCUUCCCCCACGGGCAAGUGGUAUCAGGUUGCAUUGGGUCGAUGGGUGGCUGGGCUUGGGGUGGGAGCCUUGUCGCUCCUGGUCCCUAUGUAUCAAGCCGAGACGGGCCCCAGACAUAUUCGAGGAUCCUUAGUCAGUACAUACCAGUUGUUUAUCACUCUUGGCAUCUUCGUGGCCAAUUGUAUCAAUUUCGGUACUGAGGCGAAAACUUCCACAGCCUCCUGGCGAAUUCCGAUGGGAGUCACGUAUAUUUGGGCUAUCAUUCUCGGGUUCGGUAUAUCGCUGUUUCCAGAAAGUCCGCGUCAUGACUAUCGAAAGGGCAAGGUGGAUAGGGCUGUUUCGACGAUGGCCAAGAUGUAUGGUAUUCCGAAGAACCAUCGCGCCCUACAGAUUGAGUUUGACGAGAUCAAGGCGAAGUAUGAAGAGGAGGUGCAGCGCGGCAAAGUAACAUGGAUCCAACUAUUUAAGGCUCCGCGCAUGGCGUAUCGCGUUGCUGUCGGGGUCGCCCUGCAGGCACUACAGCAGCUGACCGGUGCCAACUACUUCUUCUACUACGGCACGACCAUCUUCCAGGGCGCCGGAAUCGAAAACAGCUACGUGACGCAGAUGAUCCUGGGCGCUGUGAACUUCGGCUCCACCUUCCUGGGACUGUAUCUCAUCGAGAACUACGGCCGCCGUCGCUCCUUGAUCGCCGGCGCGCUCUGGAUGUUUUGCUGCUUCAUCGUCUUCGCUUCGGUGGGCCAUUUCGCCCUGGAUCGGGAUGACCCGCCGUCUACCAAGACCGCGGGGGUGGUCAUGGUCGUGUUCGCCUGUCUCUUUAUUCUGGGAUUCGCCACAUCCAACUGGCUCUGGAACUUCCUUCUGGCAUUCUUCACGCCGUUCAUCACGAGUGCGAUCGACUUCCAGUUCGGCUACGUCUUUGCAGGCUGUCUCUUCCUUGCUGCGGCCCUCGUUUAUUUCGCGGUCAUGGAAGGAAAAGGCCGGACGCUGGAAGAGAUCGAUACGAUGUAUGUGAUGAAGGUGAAGCCAUGGCAGAGCUCCAAAUUUGUCUUUCCCGACACGGAGCCGAGCAUCAUGGAGAAACGGCGGGCGUCUCACGCUUCCAACCCGAGUACCAACCCGACGACUAUCGGCGAGGAUCAUGCGACUACGGUGUAA
Molecule: messenger RNA, 1593 nt
Organism: Aspergillus bombycis
Lineage: Eukaryota; Fungi; Ascomycota; Eurotiomycetes; Eurotiales; Aspergillaceae
Product: sugar porter family MFS transporter
Exons: 4
Coding region: 1-1593 (530 amino acids)
Biological process (GO): carbohydrate transport; transmembrane transport
Cellular component (GO): plasma membrane
Molecular function (GO): carbohydrate:proton symporter activity
Source: RefSeq, a predicted model, not a curated record